CCGACUAGCUAUUUCCUGUUCCACCCUCCUGACUUAACAGUGAACAGACCUCACUGUGGUGCGUUUGUGGCCAGCAGAGGAGAGCUCACUUCCCUCUGGUCAGCAGUGUGGCUCAAAUCUGCACAGAGGCAGAAUAAAUCAGCAUUUUGGGGCUUUUAUUUUGGAGUCAGAUGCCAGUAGUACGUGUGUUGAGUUUCAAGGAAAGGAAACACCUCCGGCACCAAGUGAGGACCACUUGUGGCUGGUCCUCCUCCUCCUCCUCCUCUUCCUCCUCCUCCUCUAGAGGAUGACAGGGAGUGGAUCAUAGUGGAGGGCUGCUUCUCUCUCCAACAGUCCAGCAGCAACAUCAAGUCCUCUGCUACUUUCGCUGAGUGACCAACCACUGCUCACUGCCUCCCUGCCCAAAUUAUGGGAUCUGAACCAAGCACUGACUGAGAGACCACGUCCAAACCUGCAUCUAGAUUCUUCGUUUUUCAGUGGAAAGCAAAGCCGUGCAGCUGUCAUCCAGGGCCGAGGUCUGGGGGCUUCAAAUGGAAGGUGCAGAGGGAGUCCUGCUUCUUCAGUGUGUCAGUUAAAUGCCGAACAGAAGGCUGAGACUCAUCGGUUCCAAAUCUGUCACUGGUGCAUAAGCCAGGAGCUCAGCGUGUUAAAAAAACAGUCCUGGAGAUGGUAGACGUUUGAACAUAUGACCCAGCAGUCAAUCAGGAUGGAGCCUGUAAAGAGAGACAUGGAGCUGCUCAGUAACAGCAUGGCGACCUACGCUCACAUCAAAGCCAAUCCAGAGAGCUUCGCCCUUUAUUUCAUGAUGGGUGUCUGCUUUGGUCUGCUCAUGGCGCUGUGCCUCAUGGUGGCUGGCAUCACCUGCAAGGUUCGCCGCCACCGCCAACCUCCUCCCCCGUCCCCCGAGAGGAGACAACUGAAGGAGUCCAGUGAGGAAGAGGAGGAUGAGAGUAUCUCUGAGGAGGAUGGAGAGGAGGCGGAGAUCCCCAAAGUGACAAUGGGGCCCACGAGUGAUCGUAGCAGCCAGUCAAACGGCACUCUGAGAAGCGUGAAUGUGUUUGCCUCAGCUGAGGAGCUGGAGAAGGCGCGACGUCUGGAGGAGAGGGAACGAAUCGUCAGGGAGAUCUGGAGGAACGGGCAGCCGGACAUCCUGGUCACAGGGACGGGGACUAUUGGUCGAGUGCAUUACCACUAACAGAGUCUUUGAUUGUGCCCUAAAAAUCCACCUUACAGACUGCAAAGUGCAGGACUUUGGGUGCACUGGAUGGAGAAAUUUUCACUCUGAUCUGUAUGGUGACUUAAUGUGUUCAAUAUUGAUAGGCCUAUAAGGGACUGUAUGAAAAAAAGUCAGUUGGGGACAGGGCCUGGACCUUGUGUUUCACUUUGUUAAAAAAAUAUGUAUGUAUAAUUUUUAUCAUCUCAGUUUAGCAUGUUAGCAUGCAUACAUUUGCUAAAUAGCUGAGGCUGAUGGGAAUUCUGUAGUUAUUUGGUCAUACAUCAAAGUACAGGAUAAAUUAAAAUGCUGACCUGAUGGUGGCACAAGAUGAAAAGUGACGGGAUUGUGACAGUCAUUUUUUUCAUCUUGGAACCAUGAAAGUUUGCUCUGAUUUUUGUUCCAAUCCAUCUUGUGGAUGUUGAGAUAUCACAGUAGGAUUCGACCUCUGGGGACCAUAAAUGUCUGUACGAAACGUCAUGGUAAUCCGUUAGCCAGUUGUUGUGAUUUUUCAGUCUGGACCAAAGCGGCUGACCAAUCACACAUCACCAUCCUGACAGUCAUGCCAUCAGCAUGGCUUAAAAAACCCCUUUACAUGUCAGAACAAUACAACAGUGUUAUUAGCCAUGCUUGGUAAUCGUCUACCUCAGUUUGAAUGAAAUAUAAGACAAAUUUAGGAUUUCUUUACCAAAAAAAACCCAAACUACCCUUUUCUGACCCCUCCUUUUGUACAGUCUCGAAAUAAAUAACACAUUGUGAAGUAUACAUAUGAAUAAAUACAGACAAAAUCUGCAAAGAAAUUUGCAAGUAAAAAGAAGCAGUAAAAUCUAUCACGAGCUGACAUGCUCUAAAAAUGAGCUUAAAAAUCUAUUUUAGUGUCAUAUUAUAUGUAUUUGUCUGUAUAUAUUCACAUGAUUAUUUAUUUCAUAAUAGCUUAUCAAUUAAUUUAAUACUGAAUCCUUUCGGUCUCCAUAGAUUGGUAUUACAUUGCUUGUGACAUAUGACGUUUUUGUUCAUCAUAUUUGGCUUCAUCUGUACCCCACUUUACCGUGUCUAUGCAAUGUGAAUUAAAGUUUAACCACUUUUUAAAUCAA
Molecule: messenger RNA, 2307 nt
Organism: Scatophagus argus
Lineage: Eukaryota; Metazoa; Chordata; Actinopteri; Scatophagidae
Gene: eva1bb
Product: eva-1 homolog Bb (C. elegans)
Exons: 4
Coding region: 686-1195 (169 amino acids)
Source: RefSeq, a predicted model, not a curated record